AUGGGUAUCCUUCAACAUCCCGGUUCCGGAGAGAAGCAUAGUCCGUUCGCCAGCCAACUUCGCGAUGCUCUUGCUUCCGCGAACCAUUUCAACCUCUGGAGCAUCCCCGAAUCAGUUGCAGGCACCCGAGAAGAAGACUGCCCUGAUGAUAUGGAAUCGCAGUCCUCUGCGGAAAGAAGUCAUAUGACAAGGGAUGAAGAGAUAGAACAUGGUGCAGAUCCUGAUUGGGCUGGUAGUCCUGUAUCAAUGGACAAGUUUCUGGGGUGUCUUCAAGAUUUGAACGCCCGACUCCAGUCCAUAGAAGAACAGCUCGUAAAACAAAACGUCUGGAACGACGACAUGGGCCAAGGUGUGAAAGAGAUGCAGGGCGGGUACCAAGGUAUCUCGGCGCUCAGUGAGGAAGUGGCUACGCUGAAAGAACAACUCAACGCUCUUCGCAGGGGUAGCCCAGGCAGUGGGCGAAAGCCAGGACGCCCCAGGCGGGUCGCCCAGUGA
Messenger RNA from Penicillium bovifimosum, 495 nucleotides. RefSeq lists its product as uncharacterized. The transcript is spliced from 3 exons. Lineage: Eukaryota; Fungi; Ascomycota; Eurotiomycetes; Eurotiales; Aspergillaceae. The record is from RefSeq and is a predicted model, not a curated record. The coding region runs from base 1 to 495 and encodes 164 amino acids.